AUGUUGGAUUUCUUUCGUCGUUCAAACAUUUCUUUACUGCUCUAUGUAUUUGCCUUAUCCAGUCUGUCAUUAAUUGAGGUAAGUGAUCUUUCUUUCUUUUUGUGUGGUGUUGAUUACUAUGUCCACUAUCUAUCUAUCUAUCUAUCUAUCUAUCUAUCUAUCUAUCUAUCUAUCUAUCUAUCUAUCUAUCUCAGUCUGUUCAUUAUCUAUCUAUCUAUCUAUCUAUCUAUCUUUUCAUAUUUAUCUAGGUAUAGUGAUAUCUAUCUAUCUAUCUAUCUAUCUAUCUAUCUAUCUAUCUAUCUAUCUAUCUAUCUAAAAAAAAAAACAGGUAAAUGCAUAAAUAUUAUCGAUGUACAUCUGCCUAUUGAUAUCUAUCUAUCUAUCUAUCUAUCUAUCUAUCUAUCUAUCUAUCUAUCUAUCUAUCUAAAUUUGUUCAUAGCUCCUAUUAUUUGUCAAUCUUUCUAUCUAUCUACCCCGUCUGUUCCUAAUCUAUCUAUCUAUCUAUCUAUCUAUCUAUCUAUCUAUCUAUCUAUCUAUCUCAUUCAUUCAUAUCUACCUAUUUAUCUAAAUUUGUUCAUAUACUCUACUAUCUUUCUAUCUAUCUAUCUACCCUGCAGAAACCCCAUCCAUGACUGCAUUAAUUUCUUUGACUAUGUGGCCUUUGAAAUAUGA
Molecule: messenger RNA, 672 nt
Organism: Acanthosepion pharaonis
Lineage: Eukaryota; Metazoa; Mollusca; Cephalopoda; Sepiida; Sepiidae
Source: the annotation of a GenBank genome assembly